AUGUCAAGACAAUCAUCGCAUCCAUCGAUUAUGAGUGUUGAAUCACUAUAUUAUCUGCUAUUCGGCCGACGAAUCAAGAAUGAAGAACUUACACCACAACCAACUGCAAAAAAUGAUACUACGGAGAGUAGAGAAGCUGAUCAUGAAGAACAUGGACUAGUAAAGCCAUCAUCUAAACCACGGAGGAAAAGAUGCCGGUGCUUGACAUUUGUGGUCUCACUGUUUGGCAGAUAUCAGUCAUCACGAUCAUCACCAACACCAUCACCAACUGCAUCCCCAUGUCCUGAUGAUACCGCUACUGUAUCACCAACAUCAUCGUCGUCGUCUUCCUCAUCAUCCUCAUCACCCAUCGACGAAACACAAACAUCACAAGCAACCGUGCCCAGUAUUGCAAAACAGGAAUCAUGUGCUAGUAAUGGAGGUACUGCUCAAGCCAUCAAAAUAGAGGAAUACUCUGGAGAGCGUGUCCAGGAAGCUGAUAGUGACGAUGAAGUAGAACAAGCAGCAAGGAAAGACGACGAAUCUAAAGGCAAAGAAGCAGCAGUCGGUGCAAAUUCUGGCGCUACCAUCGGUGUCCCUGCUGAAAUCUCGGCCGCAAAAGUAUCUGCAAUCGAAGCUGUAGCUUCUCCAAUAUCGUCACCGGCAAUGGAAGAAACACCACUACCAUCAUCAACAACCACAACUAUUCCUCAUACUAUCCUUGGAGAAGGGCCCGUAACAGAAUUCCAAGGAGUACCCUCCAAUGCCAUAAUAGCCAGCAUCAAACCUAUGCCAGCCAGAAGCAGCAAGAAGAACUCAUCUGCUGGAGUACCAUAUAUACAUAAUCGGUCGUUUGUAGUACGUGGCAACCACACAAGUGUAAUCCAGACAUCCGUAUUCAAGGCUUCCGAUCAUAGUACGCUCGAUAUAAAUACCACAGUCUCUAACGACCGAGAUAUAUACAGAACCACUUUCGCAACACGACAAGAACUCUUCGUUAGGCAAGACUGGGCACAGCUCCUAAUGAGGCCAAACGAAGAGCAUUCGAUAUUCCACAAGUACUCAGACAAUAGUCGACUCGAAGUCAGCACCACUAUCGACCAUGUCCGAGACAUAAACAGCAAACUCUCUCCACGAAAAGUAAUGCUGCACGAAGAGGUCUCGUCUAUGCUCAUAAUGAAGCCACAAGAAGAGCAUUCGAUAUUCCGCAUGGAUUUGGAGCGAGGUCGUAUUGCAGAAGAAUGGCAGGCAGACGACUCGAUCUCCGUAGACAGUAUAUUACCAUAUUCCAACUUUGCCCAACUCGCUCCGGAAAAGACAGUUAUUGGCACAAACCACAAGUCCAUACUCAGAGUCGAUCUUCCACUAGCUGCUAGUCAACGAGGCUCAGAGACCAGACCAUUUGUCAAAACGAAUGACUUCUCACGAGGUGGGAUCGUCAAAGAGUGGAAGGUAGACGACGGAAAGCCUGUAAAGAGUAUUUUUCCAGAUUCCAAGUUUGUCCAACUUCCUCCACAAAAGACCAUUAUCGAAAUCCAAAACAGGGCACUAUUCGGAGCAAAUCCUCGCCUAUCUGAGGAUGAACGAGUCGACACAGAGAGCAGACAACAUUUUACAAACAAUGAAAUAUCAAAUACCCUCACUAUCAGUAAAGGAGAAUACAACAAGAGUGACAUCCGCCUCGUCAAUGAAGUCAGAUCAACGCCUAGAACACAAAUGCUUGGAUAUAAUCAUCAAAAAGGCGGGAUCGAUAGAGUACCAUACGGACGUGCAGUAGUAAGAAAAUGGAGUGAAGCUGUAUCAGCAGAUGCUGCUAUGAUGAAACCAACCAAUGAUGCCAAGUGGAAUCCACCAAAGACUUUUGUAGGUAGUAACCGUAGUAGUUUACACAAAGUCAAUCCUCUACGCGCUGGGAAUAAACGAGAAGAAACAGACCCCAAACAAUACGUCACAAAAUGUGCCAUGACAACCACCCUCAACAGACUCGGGUCGAGAGCUAGGACUCAGGCCUCUGUAUACGAUCAUCCUAUAAUUGGUAUCGACGCUACAGCAGAUGGUAAAUCAAUUGUAGGUGCCCAAAAGAAAUAUUGCUCAUUGCCAUUAGUCGUCUCUGAAAGUCAUCAAUCUGGCUUCCGCAAUUUGGAAUGUGAGAAGGCAACAUCUGAAAUGGUCAUAGUAAAUCCAGAACAUGCAGGAUGCAUGGGUGUAGAAGUCGCCUUGUCUCCAGCUCGCUUCAAUACAGGUGAAGAUAAACAGGAGAGGACCAUCGUCACGUCAUCAGGUCCAUAUGCCAUUAUCGGGGAAGUCGACCCUCUACUACAUGGAUUUAUGAAUGACAGUCGGAUCAAGCAUUAUGGUGAUCCAGUCAUAUCUGAUGAAGUCACGAACGGAUAUAAAGAAUCUAUUAUUGUCACUUUGCCUGAAAGGUUGAAAAUGAUUUACAGUAUCAAAAAGGAUUUGGAUUGUUAUCCAUGGGCCGGGACUAUGGGACCUGUACAGAUAUUUGGAGAAAACGCUUCUGAAGAACGUGCUGAAAAUGCUCGAUUGUCUUCAUUUGUGGGUGCAAUCGCAGUAGGAGAUCUAGUCAAAUCCACAUUGGGUCCAAAAGGAAUGGACAAGAUCCUAGCAUCCAUGUCCAGAGGUGAAAUCAUGGUCACAAACGAUGGCGCAACAAUCUUAAAAUCAAUCGCACUGGAUAACGCUGCUGCAAAAGUCCUCGUAAACAUAUCCAAAGUACAAGACGAUGAAGUCGGUGAUGGUACCACUUCUGUGUGUGUCUUGGCUGCUGAAUUGCUACGAGAAGGAGAGAAAUUGGUCGCCCAAAAGAUCCAUCCGCAGACAAUCAUUGAGGGUUAUCGAAUUGCUAGUGCUGCUGCUUUCAAGGCUUUGGAAGCUGCUGCCGUUGAUAACAGGCAGGUGUUUGACCUAGGCCGACUCAAGGACCCAGAGCACUUUCGAAAGGACUUGAUCAACAUUGCAAAGACCACUUUAAGUUCCAAGGUAUUGUCACAAGACAAGGAAUACUUUGCCAAAUUGGCAGUAGAUGCUGUGUUACGAUUGAAGGGAAGCACCAAUCUGGAUAAUAUCCAAAUAAUCAAGAAGCCUGGUGGAAAAUUAAUUGAUUCGUACUUGGCUGAAGGAUUCAUUUUGGACAAGAAGAUUGGUGUGAAUCAACCGAAACGAAUCGAGAAUGCCAAGAUUCUCGUUGCUAAUACUCCCAUGGAUUACGACAAGAUCAAAAUUUUUGGUGCCAGAGUCAAAGUAGAUGCUACAGGCAAAUUGGCUGAAUUGGAACGAGCUGAACGAGAAAAAAUGAAGGCCAAAGUAGAAAAGAUCAAGGCCCACGGCAUCAACUGCUUUGUAAACCGUCAACUUAUUUACAACUGGCCCGAGCAACUAUUUGCUGAUGCUGGUAUUAUGUCUAUUGAACACGCUGACUUUGAUGGUAUCGAGAGAUUAGCAUUGGUCACUGGUGGUGAGAUUACCUCCACCUUUGAUCAUCCUGAUUUGGUCAAGUUGGGUCGUUGUGAUCUUAUCGAGGAAAUCAUUAUCGGAGAAGACAGGCUCAUCAAGUUCUCUGGAGUGGCUGCUGGUGAAGCUUGCACUGUGGUAUUGCGUGGUGCAACUACUCAAUUGCUGGAUGAAGCUGAGCGUUCGUUGCAUGAUGCCUUGUGUGUCUUGUCACAAACUGUUCAAGAGCCACGUACUGUUUUGGGUGGUGGAUGCGCUGAAAUGUUGAUGGCAAAAGUAGUAGAUGAGCUCGCCGUCAAGACCCCUGGUAAACGGGCUAUUGCAGUAGAAUCAUUCGCACGAGCACUUCGUCAACUCCCUACCAUCCUGGCCGACAAUGCUGGAUACGAUUCAUCAGAUUUGGUUGCUCAAUUGCGAGCAUCACAUGCAGAAGGCAACACGACUGCCGGUCUGAAUAUGUAUGAAGGGAUUAUUGGAGAUAUGAGUGAAGCUGGAUUGGGUAUUACUGAGAGUUUCAAGCUGAAACGACAAGUAUUGCUCAGUGCCAGUGAAGCUGCUGAGAUGAUUUUACGUGUAGAUGAUAUUAUCCGUUGUGCUCCAAGACAACGCAACCGUGAAUAA
Molecule: messenger RNA, 4071 nt
Organism: Synchytrium microbalum
Lineage: Eukaryota; Fungi; Chytridiomycota; Chytridiomycetes; Synchytriales; Synchytriaceae
Exons: 12
Coding region: 1-4071 (1356 amino acids)
Biological process (GO): protein folding
Cellular component (GO): cytosol; chaperonin-containing T-complex
Molecular function (GO): ATP hydrolysis activity; ATP binding; ATP-dependent protein folding chaperone
Source: RefSeq, a predicted model, not a curated record